Messenger RNA from Monosiga brevicollis MX1, 5646 nucleotides. RefSeq lists its product as uncharacterized. The transcript has 31 exons. Gene Ontology annotation, molecular function: protein binding. The record is from RefSeq and is a predicted model, not a curated record. Lineage: Eukaryota; Choanoflagellata; Craspedida; Salpingoecidae. Bases 1 to 5646 code for a protein of 1881 amino acids.
AUGGCCUCCCGCCCUGCAGACAAUCUCGGAGGCGCAGGGGCUACCGUUCAAGCGGAGGGCAAGCCCGCGCUCUUCACCGUUCAUAGUCCAUAUCGCGAAGCAAAUCCAGAUCAUGAUGUAGGAGAGGGCUGGGAUGACAGUGUCAAGGUGUUUCCCCAGCCGAUCGAGUUUGGCAUGCCACCCAACGAGGUUCACCCAGAUCACGUUGCAUUUCGGAAUCACGACCGCCUUGACGAUGGUCGUCCUGACUGGCAACUCUCCUCGCAAGUUGAAGUGCGCGACCAGCAUUUGAUGGACACUGAGCCCCUUCCCCACCACCCCUCUGUUCUAAAAAUGCGAGAGGGGGGUGAUGAAGGUCCCGGUUUUGACCACAGUACCGUACAAUACUCUCACUUCCUUUGCCUUUCCUCCUCUCCGCCGAGUCAGAUGAAUGACAAGCACCUUUACGGCACCACGCCCUCCCAACACAUCUCUGCCCACCGCUUUCGCGAGGAACCAAAGGAUGUACACGUCGACUGGAACGCAUCCGUCCACGUUGACGAGCCCAAGCCCUUGUUCGAUCUUGCCUUGCCGCAAAAGACGAUUCGGGACAUUGCACGCGAUGACUUUCAGCCCGAUAUCCCAUGGGAUGUCUCUGUGCACCCUGACCCCGAGCACACACCUUAUGCCACCGAGCCCAAUGUACAUAUUAGUCAGCAUCGGUUCCGAAAUGAGCAAGCUGUCGAGGUGGCCUGGGCCAACACCAGCGUCGUGCGUCCGGAGAGCGCGCCAGUCGAUACUACGCCAAACAUACACAUCUCUCACCAUAGCUAUCGCGAUGAGGCUAGCCCUGACAUCCCGUGGGCUGGUUCAGCACACAUUGAGUCGGAGCGCCCAAACUUGGACACAACGCCCAACCGCCACAUAUCCCAUCACAGCUUUCGGGAUGAAGCCUCUCCUGAUGUGGCCUGGCAGUCGAGUAAUCGAAUGGAAGAGACUCCUAUGCUGCUGGACACAGUCCCUAACAAGAACAUUGCCCACCACUCGUUCCGCGACGAGGUCGAGCCUGACGUCAUGUGGGACGGUAGUGGGCGCAUCAACGCGGAGCGCACUGCUUAUGACACCACGCCCAAUGCCCACAUUGCCCACCACUCGUUCCGCGACGAGGUCGAGCCUGACGUCAUGUGGGACGGUAGCGGGCGCAUCAACGCGGAGCGCACUGCUUAUGACACCACGCCCAAUGCCCACAUUGCCCACCACUCGUUCCGCGACGAGGUCGAGCCUGACGUCAUGUGGGACGGUAGCGGGCGCAUCAACGCGGAGCGCACUGCUUAUGACACCACGCCCAAUGCCCACAUUGCCCACCACUCGUUCCGCGACGAGGUCGAGCCUGACGUCAUGUGGGACGGUAGUGGACGUGUCGUUGAGGUCGAGCCUGACGUCAUGUGGGACGGUAGCGGGCGCAUCAACGCGGAGCGCACUGCUUAUGACACCACGCCCAAUGCCCACAUUGCCCACCACUCGUUCCGCGACGAGGUCGAGCCUGACGUCAUGUGGGACGGUAGCGGGCGCAUCAACGCGGAGCGCACUGCUUAUGACACCACGCCCAAUGCCCACAUUGCCCACCACUCGUUCCGCGACGAGGUCGAGCCUGACGUCAUGUGGGACGGUAGCGGGCGCAUCAACGCGGAGCGCACUGCUUAUGACACCACGCCCAAUGCCCACAUUGCCCACCACUCGUUCCGCGACGAGGUCGAGCCUGACGUCAUGUGGGACGGUAGCGGGCGCAUCAACGCGGAGCGCACUGCUUAUGACACCACGCCCAAUGCCCACAUUGCCCACCACUCGUUCCGCGACGAGGUCGAGCCUGACGUCAUGUGGGACGGUAGUGGACGUGUCGUUGAGGUUCGUCCGGAUAUCGACACAACGCCAAAUAAGAACAUCCUUUAUCAUUCCUUCCGAGACGAGGCGAACCCCGAGACAGCCUGGAAUGCGAGUGGUCGCCUUGAUCAGGAACGCCCGCAGCUUGAUACCACCCCAAAUCGCCACAUCGAUCAUCACAGAUUCCGCGACGAGCCUAGCGAUGACGUUUUUUGGGACGCAUCGCCCAAAGUAUCUCAGAGUGAUACUUACGAGACCACACCCAACAAGCACACGGCACUUCAUUCUUUCCGAGAUGAAGCUCACCCGGAGGUGUUCUGGGAUGCAUCCUCACGUCUGAAAUACGAUGAUGUCAAGACCGACGUCACCCCUUUGCCAAAUCAUCCCGAUCAACAUCGUUUCCGCGAUUUGGAUGCUGCUGCUGACCACGCUUGGGACACGUCAACACGCUCUGCUCCGGUGGAGACUGUCAUGGACACAACACCGCUGGGGCGGCACCCCGACCUUCACAAUUUUCGUGUGGUUGAUUCGGAGCAAUACUGGGACAUUUCCACAAAGGUUGCACCAACGGACGAGCUGCAGCAGGAGCGUGUCAAGGCCAGCAUCGCCGUUCGUCGCUCAUCUGAGCCACUUUCUGCCCAAGUGGCCAAGCUGUGCGUCGACCUGCGCCGCGAUCACCUGCUCUCAUCCGCACACCGCACCGAGCGCCGACACGUGCAACAAGCGCAACGUGGGUCACCGGCUGCUAAGACCAUCAAAGCGACUUCGAAGCCCAAGAAACGUGCUUCCAAGUUGCGAAACGUUCAGGAGUCACGCAAGGCCAAGGCAGCAGCGCAGAUGCAAAGUGACAUGGCCACCCUGCAUACGUCAGCCGAGCGUGCCGCCUCAGCCCAACACCGCUUGUCUAUGCACAUUGACGAUGUUCUCGCCGCGAGUGCUGCCGUGGACGAUCAGCUGCAAGCCGAUCGCGAUGCAUAUGAAGCCGAGGUGCUGGCAAGUCACCAGGUGGAGGAUGAAGGGUUGCAGGGUGCCAGUGAGCCUGCCGAGCUCAUGGAUACUGAGUUCUCCGACGCUGACGAGGAUGAAGUUGAAGGGGAACCCGAGUUUAUCGAAGCCAAAUCGGUGGUGCAAGAAGAGGCAUCGAUUGAGCCGGACGCCCAUGCAGAAGAACCGACAGAGGCUUCAACACCAAGCCCAGCAGACGGGGAAAAGCAUGAGCAAGCCAUGGCCGACGAACCCGCGGUGGAGGAUUUUCAGGAGGGUGCCGAGGCGUCUCCACUUUGCGAGGAAGCGAUGUCUGAGCCUGCUGCUGCAGAAGAAUCUUCCCAUGUCGACUCGGAUCAGUCUGGAGAGCUUGAGACUGCUCAGGCAGAAGAGUCCGAGGAAGAGGUUUUGGUCGACGAGACUGCAUCUGCCGAUGUCAGUGCCAGCCCCCAAGUGGCCGAGGAAUUCGAAGUUCAGGUCGUGGACAUGGCGGACUCGGAUUCUGAGCCUGAGGCGGAACGCAGCCUGGCUCAGGAUGAGCUCGCUACUGAGGCACCGGCUUGGACUGCAAACAUACAAAUGGACGAGAUGGCUUCAACCGAGGAGGGCGUUGUUGAUCAAAACAUGAUUCAACUCGAGGACGACGAGCGCCAUCAGGAUUACGAGGUAACCGAGUCCAGCAACCACAUGGUGUCCAUGGAUGAUGAUGACGAUGAUCUGGUCGACAUGGCCUUUGCUGAUGCCGAUUUGUCCGGGUUGAGCGAUGGCGAGGACCGCUCCGCGGAGGAAGAGCCUUUGAAGCAGGAGGAAGAGCCUUCGAAGCAGGAGGAAGAACCUUCGAAGCAGGAGGAAGAACCUUCGAAGCCAGCGGACGUUCUAAUUGAAACUGCGCGUGAGGGUGCCAACGAUGAGGCACCGUCACUGGUCGAGCAAGUCGAUGCACCGACUGAUGCCAAGCUUGCAGAGGACGCGAGCAACGAGCCACGUACCGAGGACUCUACAGAGCCUGCGGUGUCGGAGGACGACGAGUCGAUUGCCCAAGUCGAUGCUUUAAUCUCAGAGGACGAUGGAGCUGUUCGGGUUGACGCAUCGAUUGAAAAGGACGAUGAGGUUGCCCAAGUCGUUGCAUUGGUUGAGGACAAGCCCGCAGAGGGCGAGAGCGAUGAGGAGGCCUCUCAAGAGGACAAGCCCGCAGCGGGCGAGAGCGAUGAGGAGGCCCCUCAAAUCGAUGAAUCUGCCGAGGACGAGGAUGACGAGGAGAUGGGCUUGGCUGAAGAGGCCGCGGCCCUAUUCGGCGUGGCAAGUGCCGCAGCGGAGGCGUCCGCCGCGGCUGAGCAUAGCGACGAGGACGACGAUGAUCUCUUCUCUGACACAGAUCUGCCCGAUGACCUUGAGGAGGAAGAGGCCGCGCCAGCCUCUUCUCGCUUGGACGUCAAGCAGCGCUUGGCGCAGAUCGGCAAGACCGUGCUUGAGGAGUCCAAGAAGGAAGUCACGUCCAGUGAAGACGGGGAAGACGAUGCCUGGGCCAAUGACCCUGCCGCUGCCUCAGAGCAUGCCUCAGACGAGUCCGAUCAGCAUGUCCCCAUCGAAGGCGAGAUGGCUGUUGUUGCUGAUGGAACGACGAUGGCUGCUGCAGACCUGAUGGACUUUCACGAAAUUGUUACGGAUAGCCAUGGCAAACGAUAUGUCCGUUCCAUGGUCGGGCUGGUCCCGGUUGAUGAAACCAAGGUGGCAGCGACUGAACUGGAACAGGCUGCGCCGGAGGCCGAUGGUGCGGCAGCAACCGUGGAGCUACCUGAGCAGGCUGAGCAAGUGAAAGAAGACGAGCCCUCAAAUGCCGAUGAUGUCACCCAAACCACGGGGCCCACGGCGGAAGCAGCCAUCGAUGCUUUGCGCGGUGCCCUGGGUGCCGAUGACACUACUCCAGAAACAAAGCGAAAGAGCAAGUUUUCCAAGCGCGUGGGCAAGCUCUUUGGCCGAGGCAAGAAAUCCAAAUCCAAAAAGGAUGGUGCUGAUGACAAGUCUGAGCAAGAUGCAGAUGCUGUCUCAGUAGCAUCGUCUCAGGUGUCACAUGCGUCGCAAGCAAAAGAGCCGGUGGCUCAGCCUGAGGAGGCAGCGUCUGAGGAAGAGCAGUAUCCCAAGAUCUUCAAUGUUGAAGUGCACAAGGGGUCGGAUCCGUUGGGCAUGAAGAUCAGCGCCAAGAAGGAGGCUGGCGGUGAUGAGGAUGAGUUCUUUCCGCGCAUCACCUUUUUGGAACUAAGUGGGGCGGUAGCUAAAACACACCGUGUUCUAGUUGGCGAUCGCAUCCUCGAGGUGAAUGGCCACUCACUCAAAAACUUAGCGCACAAGGACGUCAUUGCUUAUUUGAAGGAGCCAUCUCCAGUGAUGCAGUUGCAGCUGCGCCGCGAUGCUCCCAGCGUUGCCGAUCAGCUGAUGACAACCUUUGCGGCUGCUUCGGCCUCGUUCAACCCUGCUGAGCAACCCGCUCCAGCUGAGACUGCAGAAAGCACAGCAACACCUGCGGCCGCACCUGAGGCACCAGCAGAUGGUGCUGAUUCCUCCAAGCCUCGCAAGGGCCUAUUCAAGUUUCUCGGUCGCAAGAACAAAAGCAAACACCGAGCGUGCAUUCUGGUGACGGACGGUGACGCGAACGAGCUUCUCUGCUGCCUUGAACCUGUAUAUCUAGUAUUAGCUUCUGGAAGCAAAACGCCUCCGCAGCAGUUAUCGUCAGUUGCCGCGGUUAUGAUUGUCAAGGCUGUUUAUAUGAUGCAGAAUGAUGCAAAUCAUGAAAAGCAACGUUGA